GCAGGGCCACGAGUGACCCAUCCACCGCAAUCAUGUCUGAACCGGUGAGAGUUCUGGUGACUGGAGCUGCAGGUCAGAUUGCCUACUCCCUGCUUUACAGCAUUGCUAAGGGUGAUGUCUUCGGUAAAGACCAGGCUCUCAUUCUUGUUCUGUUGGAUAUCACUCCAAUGAUGACGGUGUUAGAUGGUGUAGUAAUGGAAUUGCAGGACUGUGCUCUUCCUCUACUUAAAGAGGUUGUUGCCACAGACAAAGAAGAGGUUGCCUUCAAAGACCUUGAUGUGGCAAUUCUGGUUGGCUCUAUGCCAAGAAGAGAAGGCAUGGAGAGAAAGGAUUUACUCAAGGCAAAUGUGAAAAUUUUUAAGGCCCAGGGCACAGCUUUGGACAAAUAUGCCAAGAAAACUGUAAAGGUUGUAGUGGUGGGAAAUCCAGCCAACACUAACUGCUUGACUGCUUCUAAGUCAGCACCAUCUAUUCCAAAAGAGAACUUCAGCUGUCUGACUCGUCUGGAUCACAACAGGGCUAAAUCCCAGAUUGCCCUUAGACUUGGUGUGACUGCUAACGAUGUGAAGAAUGUCAUCAUCUGGGGAAAUCACUCUUCUACCCAAUAUCCAGAUGUUAACCAUGCCAAAGUAAAGCUGCAGGGAAAGGAGGUUGGAGUUUAUGAAGCUGUGAAAGAUGACAGCUGGCUCAAAGGAGACUUUAUCUCGACUGUCCAGCAGCGUGGAGGAGCUGUCAUUAAGGCUCGGAAACUAUCCAGCGCCAUGUCAGCUGCCAAAGCAAUCUGUGAUCAUGUCAGAGACAUUUGGUUUGGAACUCCAGAAGGUGAAUUUGUUUCCAUGGGUGUCAUCUCUGAUGGCAAUUCCUAUGGUGUCCCUGACGAUUUGCUCUACUCAUUCCCUGUUGUAAUCAAGGAUAAAUCUUGGAAAUUUGUUGAAGGUCUUCCAAUUAAUGACUUCUCCCGUGAGAAGAUGGAACUUACUGCAAAGGAACUGGCAGAAGAGAAAGAGACCGCGUUUGAAUUCCUUACCAGUGCAUGACUAAGCAAACAUCAUGGGCUCAUAAAACAUGUGAAAUCUGAAGAAUCUAAAUGUCGUCUUUGAAUCUAGUACCAAAUAUUAAUGCUGUGCUUAACCCCCUACUAUUUGUGAAAAUCGUGCAUUUUGAGCAUUAUGUUUGCUUCUUGGUACAUAUGUGCCUAAUGUCAUGUUAUGAAAUGAUGUUGGUGAGGAUCUAAUUAAAAUUAUAUAUUUGAGUGUGAAA
Molecule: messenger RNA, 1260 nt
Organism: Tachyglossus aculeatus (Australian echidna)
Lineage: Eukaryota; Metazoa; Chordata; Mammalia; Monotremata; Tachyglossidae
Gene: MDH1
Product: malate dehydrogenase 1
Exons: 9
Coding region: 33-1037 (334 amino acids)
Biological process (GO): malate metabolic process; tricarboxylic acid cycle; oxaloacetate metabolic process
Cellular component (GO): cytosol; mitochondrion
Molecular function (GO): L-malate dehydrogenase (NAD+) activity
Source: RefSeq, a predicted model, not a curated record